Molecule: messenger RNA, 1980 nt
Organism: Enterobius vermicularis (human pinworm)
Lineage: Eukaryota; Metazoa; Nematoda; Chromadorea; Rhabditida; Oxyuridae
Source: the annotation of a GenBank genome assembly
AUGGAUGUUGAAGAUCAGAGAAGCUGUGAAAAUUCGUGUAAUUUUUUGCAAAAAAUUUACGUGGAAAAACCCGGUGUUUGUCCGACGCCACAAAGGUUUUUACCGUCUGACGAAUGUUCAGCACUCUGCCAAUUUGACGGCGAUUGUUCCGAGGCGCAAAAGUGCUGUACAGUGGGAUGUAGCCGGAAAUGUGUAAAGGUGAAAAAGCAGGACAUUCGCUUGCUGCCAAUACCAACUGGAAUUUCUGUAAGUGAACGGAAACGCAAAAGGUCGGCAAUAAUUCGUUGGGUUAUGCAAAAAAUGUCCCCAAAUCAAAUAUUAACAAAUGCAAAUCUGUAUGUGAUACAGUGGAGAUGGAGCGUACAUAAGGAUGAAAAUAAGAUGACUGAAUGGCAAACUAUUAUGAUGAAAAAUAAACUUUAUGCCAUAAUGAAACAUCUGUUGUCACCGGGACGAUACUACCAAUUUAGAGUAGCUGCUGUAAAUCAGUAUGGUAGUCGAGGUUUCUCAAAUAGCAGCGCUAUCUUCAAACUUUCUAAGGAGGCACGUGCUCCUGGACAGCCAAAUAAUAUAGUUUUGGGAGACCUGAAUCGUGAUUCUAAAGGUUUAUGGUCACAGCGUGUUUCCUGGAAGCCUCCGUUAUCUGAUUUUCCAAUAAAAAACUAUGUGCUGACAUGGUAUAAAUCAACACCUGAAGAAGCAAAUAGUUAUGAAGAUUCAGUGAGAAGGAAAACUGAACUAAAUCAACAGGGAAAACGAUCUGCCUUAAUGUACCAUGACGAAAAUGAAGAAGAAGAUGGAUUUGUUGGUCCUCAACGAAUGAGCACUGUUGUAUCGUCCUACAGCACUUCAGCUGAUAUUCCCGCUCUGCCGCCUGCAUCAGUUUUUCUCGUUGAGAUUCAUGCUGUCGUUGAUUCAUCAGACGGUGAAUUACGUGGAGAAAGAGGGGUUAUUUUUAUACGAACGCCAGAUGAAACAGUUAUCAACACAUCAGAACAAAGUUACUCAGAAAGUACUGAACUUGUUACGCCGGACAGCGUCGAUGCUGAGGCUAACGUUUCCAUAAGCAAUCAGCGGUUACCGCAACUGCAGAUUCAACUGCCAAGAUACGAAUAUGGUAAUUUGAAGACCGGAAUAAAUUGGUCAAAACAUCCGUACUGCUUUUCUUCAAAUCAUAUCUAUGUAGUCAGAUGGCGUUUAACUGCUUGUCAGCCCUUUUUCAAUCAGCAAAAGACUUAUUAUGACUUAGACUUAUCUGGCCGAGACUGGUACAGUGUUAAAACAAAGAAAUGUUCGACUGAAGUUGAUGAACUAGAUUUUUUAUGUUACUAUGAAGUUGAAGUGAAAACGUUGGAGGAAGAUGAGCUGGUUGCACAAGGCGGUUUCAAGACAAACAGUUGCGUACAAACACCCUCUGACCAUAAGGUUCCGUGUGAUACUGGACGAGUUCGAUGUACGGCAGACAGCUAUUACGCGAAAUGUGUAUGGUCGUUCUUUUCAAACACAGACGGCGAGGAAAAUGAAUUACAACAAACCGUCGGAUUCAGGAUCACUAUCACCGAUACUGCCACAAUGAAAACUAACGAGACAAUUUUGCCGGCUACUGUAUACAACAUGGAAUACCAUAAUUUGUUGCCACAUCGAGUAUACAACAUUAUUGCACAGACAAUCACCAAAUAUGGUAUCAAAGAAACACUUCGGACAAGCUUCAAAACUAGUCCAAUUAGCGGUGUACAGAAGGCAAAAAAACAGGAUAGCAGCCUGAACAAAAAUGUAAUAGAUGAAUUGAAAAGUGAAUACGAACGGGACGAAAAUAGGAAUAAUUUAGAAAUGGAAACACUGUCUGUGGACAGAAUUAUUGAACUGCCGUUAGAAGGUGGUGGUAGUGAAGGAAUUUUUGUACCAAGUAUUCGGUGGUAUUUAAAGCCACUGUAUUUGAUGUUUAUGUUUUGGGUACUUCGAUUAAGGUUAUUUGUCUAA